UAUCCUUCGUGGAGGAUGGAAACGGAUGAGGAUUGCAAUCGCCAGGGGGCAGCAGCAGCAGCAGGAGGAGCCAUGGCCGCGCGGCCGCGCUGGUUCGCGUUCGGGUUCAACGCCUUCGGGCAGCUCGGCGCGGCGCGGAGCGAUCCGCCGGAGCUUUGCGUGACCCGUCCGAGACGCGUCACGCUCGGGGCCCGCGGGAGGGCAGGGGCAGGAGACGACGAAGGGCGGCACGAGGAAGAAGACGGAGACGACGACGACGAUGAGCAGGCCGUGGUUGACGUGGCCCCGGCUUGGGGCAGCGCGGCGCUGCGCGGUUCUCGAGACGUGUGCGUCCAGGGGUUUGCACAGGGAGGGAGAGCGGGCCCCACACGCGUUCCCCUGGCCGACGGUGCGCAGCAGCUGGCAUGCAAUGAUAGUUUUCUCGUGCUCGUGACGCACGCGUGUGCCCAGGUGUGGGAGUGGAGCUUGGCUCUCCUGCCUCCAGAGGACUUGCAUGAGAAUGCACGUCCCCUUUGGGACAUGCCCCUACUCUCGGGAGCAAAGGAGACACCAGCAGUGCUCCCUCUCGUGCCCGGUGGUUAUGUUGACCUGCGACCUCCUUUCUUCCAUCCACUGCCUGAGCUGGCGGGAGGGGUGCGGGCUCUCCAACUGGCCCUGGGGCGCGAGCAUGUGCUCCUUCUCACAGAUGAUGGAACCAUUUGGGGUUGGGGCCCCGGCAGGCAUGGACAGCAAGGACAUGGUACAACAGAGGCCGAGGCGGCCCCCCGGCCCGUCGAGGGACUGCAGGGCCUUCCCAUGGUGGGCGUAGCGGCAGGGGGGUGGCACUCGGUGGCCCUCAGCAGGGGUGGGGAUGUUUACACUUGGGGCUGGAAUGAAGCUGGACAGCUGGGCCUGCCAUCAAAACGUGGUCUCGGUGAGGGGAGUAACUCUCCAAAACGAUGCAAUCUCCAUGGGCGGGAGAAUGAUUGUUCACUGGUGCCACCGUCGGAUACAAACAAACAACAACAUGGGUGCAGAGCGGAUGAAGAACGAGAGCCACAAGACGCCUCUCAUGGAGAAAAGGGAGAAUCACAGAAGACGGGAACACAGUACAUCUCAAUACAAGCCUUCCCUGCACUGCUGGACUUCCCCGGCGAUGAUGAGAUUUCGGCCGUCGCCGCUGGGUCCAGGCACACAGUCGCCCUCACGAAGUGUGGCAAGCUCUACACAUGGGGAUGGGGGGAGCAUGGCCAGCUGGGCCAUGGCUCCCGCAGGAGUUGGGACGAGCCACAGCACGUGGAAUUCUUCUGCCAGCACAGCCUCGAGGUGGUGGCAGUGCGCUGCGGUGACUGGAGCACCUUUGCAAUGGCACGGCCUAUGCCCAGCAAUAAAUAAAGUAAAUGUUUCCUAUUUAUAGGGCUUGAAAGUGUCUUUGGAAUUACCUACUAUAAUCACCCAUAAAUGUCUGUCCGUCCCACGUGUGACGUCACUCCACAUGAGGCCCAUCCCCCCGUGUGACGUCACUCCACAUGAGGCCCAUCCCCCCGUGUGACGUCACUCCACAUAAGACCCACCCCCCUUAUUAAUAUUCAUGAGUGGGUGGAUUUUUACACGAAUGCAGAAAAAGGUCGAGCUGAAUUAAAUAAUUUAUUACGCAAAGUUGCUUCAAAUAUGACGUUUCUUUACAGAAAGUGACGGUGAAAAAUAAAUCGACGCAGCACAGUGCUACAUCCGUGCGUGAUGUCACUGCAAAAGAGACCCUCUCAUUCAUAUUCAUGCCCGCGUGGAAAUUUACACGAACGCACAAGAAGGUUGCGCACUCCACAUGACGCACCCCUCCCAACAUUCUGCACCCCUCCACAAUAACCAUGAGUGGGUGACGUCACUCCACAUGUCGCACCCCUCUCCAAUAACCAUUAGUGGGUGACGUCACUCCACAUGGGGCUACCCACCCCCUCAAUAAUCAUGAGCUGAACAAUUUUAUUUAUUGAAUAUUUCAUAUUUACUGCAAUAUGCACCCGUCCUUGGAUGGGCAAAAAAGCUCGUCUUUUAUAUUCGACAUGGUGUCUGUCAAUUCUAGCAAUGUUGAAGAAAGCAUGGCCCUUUAAGGCCCUUGAUUGGUACAAUUGGCAAAAUGUGUUGAUGUAAUGAAAUUUGAAACUUAAUAUAUAGAAAUGGAGACAUCAAUGAUAACUUCGGUUUAAGGCCAUAGCUUACACUGCAUCAAAAUAUAUUUCGCCAUGUGUAAAUCAGCUUUGCCCACCAGAUUUACUUAUGGCAAAAGUAAGUGGACGCCACACCAAGUCACCAGGUCAGAUGUCAAACCUAUAGUCAGACGAGCAAAAGUGUGGAUUUACACUGCGAAUAUACAGUGAAGGCCUGUAAUCUAUCACUGCGGAGACAGGUUUGUGGAUCGUCUGUGAGAUUCCCACACCUGCUUGGCUGUGCAUUGAGCAGGACUUGACAGGACAAUAAACGGCUUCAUAAACCCA
Lethenteron reissneri (Far Eastern brook lamprey) is the source of this 2471-nucleotide messenger RNA. Its product is annotated as RCC1 domain-containing protein 1-like. NCBI's taxonomy places the organism in Eukaryota, Metazoa, Chordata, Hyperoartia, Petromyzontiformes, Petromyzontidae. The record is from RefSeq and is a predicted model, not a curated record.